Scedosporium apiospermum is the source of this 993-nucleotide messenger RNA. RefSeq names its product Endo-1,4-beta-xylanase F3. The transcript has 3 exons. The record is from RefSeq and is a predicted model, not a curated record. Gene Ontology annotation, biological process: carbohydrate metabolic process. Gene Ontology annotation, molecular function: hydrolase activity, hydrolyzing O-glycosyl compounds. Lineage: Eukaryota; Fungi; Ascomycota; Sordariomycetes; Microascales; Microascaceae. Bases 1 to 993 code for a protein of 330 amino acids.
AUGAGGUUCUCCUCCCUUCUCAUGGCCGGCACCGCCGCCGCCGUCCCCUUCCUCGACCUCGAACCCCGCCAAGCCAUCGCCAACGUCGACAAGCUCAUGAAGGAGCGCGGCAAGCUCUACUUCGGCACGUGUUCCGACCAGUCACUCCUCAGCAACGCGCAGAACACGGGCGUCAUCGAGGCCACCUUCGGCCAGCUCACCCCGGAGAACUCGAUGAAGUGGGACCAGAUCAACAACCAGCAGAACUCGUAUAGUUGGCAGCGUGCCGACUUCCUCAUGGACUACGCCGAGAAGAAUAACAUCACCGUCAGGGGUCACACGCUCGUUUGGCACUCGCAGUUGGCCGGGUGGGUGAAUAAUAUUAGGGAUAAGGCGCAGCUUACGAAGGUUAUUGAGGAUCAUGUUGCUGCUCUUGUUGGGAGGUGGAAGGGCAAGAUUCGAGCUUGGGACGUCGUCAACGAGAUGUUCAACGAGGACGGCUCUCUCCGCCAGUCCGUUUUCUCCCAGGUCCUUGGAGAAGACUUCGUCCGCAUCGCCUUCGAGGCUGCCCGCAAGGCGGACCCCGAUGCCAUCCUCUACAUCAACGACUACAACCUCGACAGCCCGACCUAUGCCAAGACCACCACCGGCAUGGCCAACCACGUCAAGAAGUGGCUCGCAGCCGGCGUCCCCAUUGACGGCAUUGGUUCCCAAGGCCAUCUCACACCAGGCCAAGCCAGCGCCCACGUCGAAGCCCUCAAGGUCCUCGCCGCCACGGGCGUCAAGGAGGUCGCCACCACCGAGCUCGACAUUCAGCAGGCCCCCGCCAACGACUACGCCACCGUCGUCAAGGGCUGCAUGGAGGUCGAAUCCUGCGUUGGUGUUACCGUCUGGGGUGUUCGCGAUCCCGACUCGUGGCGCGCUAAUACCAACCCUCUCCUCUUCGAUGGCCAGUAUAGGCCCAAGGCGGCGUUCAAUGCCAUAGUCCAGGCUCUUGAGGCGAUUACCCCUUAA